Molecule: messenger RNA, 1927 nt
Organism: Marasmius oreades (fairy-ring Marasmius)
Lineage: Eukaryota; Fungi; Basidiomycota; Agaricomycetes; Agaricales; Marasmiaceae
Exons: 12
Coding region: 13-1371 (452 amino acids)
Biological process (GO): DNA repair
Molecular function (GO): polynucleotide 3'-phosphatase activity; double-stranded DNA binding; ATP-dependent polydeoxyribonucleotide 5'-hydroxyl-kinase activity
Source: RefSeq, a predicted model, not a curated record
CCGGCCUCGAUCAUGUCCUCAUCAACAACCAGCACUGGGCCUCUCAAACGGAAAGCAUUUGAUGCAGAUUCGAGUCAACCCAAUAAGACAGCCAAGAAAAUACACCCUUUCUUUACUCAGGGAACGAAGGGAUUGGAACAAUCGCAAGGCAGUUUUAAGUGGCUCAAGUCACUAGGUCCAAAGUCAACCUGCCUCCAUGGCGUGAAUCUCGAACCACCAUCAAGAACAAAAGUUGCUUUUCUCGACCUAGACGGAACAAUUAUUAAGUCAAACCUUGGUUCCAAAAAUACGUCUUGGGAGUGGUGGAGACCACAAGUUCCGGGAGCAUUAAAGAAACUACAUGAAGAUGGCUACUCGAUAGUAAUUGUCAGCAACCAAGCCCUCAAAUCCGCUGCACUGAAAACCUGGAGGGAUAAAAUACCAUCCAUCGCUGCUUCCUUGUCGACAAUACCCUUUCGACUAUUUGCAGCUACAGCCAAAGACUACUACCGCAAGCCCAUGAUUGGCAUAUGGAUGGAGCUGAAACGCAUAUUCAACGAGGACGGUGUUGAAAUAGACCAGUCCUCAUCUUUCUUUGUCGGGGAUGCUGCGGGCAGACAAUACGCCGGCGGCCGUAGUGACUUCUCGGGUACGGAUCGCAAAUGGGCCUUGAAUAUAGGAAUCGCUUUUCAUACACCCGAGGAAUGGUUUCUGGGGGUUCCUGUCCAUACCAAUAUUAAGCUAGAGGGUUUCCAGGUAUCCAGCCUACCCGAAAUGCCACUGUAUACCCCAACAAGUUUGCCCCUAAUACCGGAUCCUCGCGUUGUCGAGAUUGUUUUAUUCGUAGGAUAUCCAUCUUUGGGGAAAACCUCCUUCUACAGUCGCUAUCUAAAACCUGCCGGAUAUGUACAUGUUAAUCAGGAUGUAUUGGGUUCCCGUGCUAAAUGUAUUUUAGGGGUCGAGCAGGCCCUCGACCAAGGUCUUUCCUGUGUGGUGGGUGAGAAUCACCGUUUCGUGACUCCUUUUUUUGUUCGCUUGAUGUUCUACGUUCCUCCAGAUAACACAAACAGGGAUGCUCAGACGCGGAAAUACUACGUCGACUUGGCCCAGAAGCGGCAAGUCUCCGUCAGAUGUUUUCAUUUUUCAGGAUCGAUGGAAUUAGCCUGGCAUAACAAUCUUUAUCGAGCGUUCAAUAUGCCACCUUCUGUUGCCGCACGAGAGCCGAAACGUGAUUUAGUUCCUUAUCUGGCGUUCACGUCUUACAAGGGUGCCUUCGAAGAACCGGAGCUCUCCGAAGGCUUUUCGGAGAUCAGGAAGAUCAACUGGGUGUUUGAGGGUAAUGAGGAGGAGCGGCGUCACUGGAGUAUGUGGAUGCAGCUAGAGGGUAGAUAAAAGCGCUCGUAAUGAACGCGAUUUCCUGUGAAACACUGAUCAAGAUUUAGAAUCAGGGGUGUACAACGGAUGCCUACUGUCCACCAUGGAGUGUCCUUUCCACUUCCCUCCGCUCCCUCGACGAAGCUCUCUUGCAUGCCGUCCGUGACUUUCCACCAUCUCUGAGUCUCAGGGUCCUCCGCCACCUUCUUCAUGUCUGCCUCGUAAUCCGAUCCAGUGUAUUUCAUGGUGGCUAUGAGAAGCUGGAGUGACGGGUAGUAGUGGAUGGAGUAAUCGACGAUAUGAGCCCUUUCCAGUGCUGCGAGCACACCUGGCCACACUUGUGCAUGGAUAGCCCGAUAUUCUGCUUCUGCAGAGGGCUUCAGCUGGUCACGUCAUCUCAGGAGUGGAGUUUGGAAACGGUCAAAGGAGAGACGGCACCUUGAUUAUCUGACAGAUGCGUUUGGUGUGAGGGACUGACAUGGGGUAUAUUUGAGCACUUGAUACAAAGAAUUUUGAUUUUAAUACCCAGCUAACGGUCCGAACCGGACCAUUCAUUAUAUAUGUUCGAACGAGU